GUUUCACUUACUUAUUUGCUCGAUCGUAGCCACUGUCGAGUUUUGUAGUUUCGACAAUCCGCUACCUUUCAUCUGACUUUUUCGACAAUUGGUUUUAAGUAAAAUUCAUUGUUCAUUUCAGAGAAUUUAUAUUAAAGUGAAGGUGUUGAUGCAAAGAGUAAUACAGGAAAGAGAAUAGAAAUACCAAAACAAUGUUGAGCCUUUGCCGUCAAGCAUUAAUAGCUAACAGUCAAAAAGUUGGUACCAGAUGUUUAGGCUCCAUAGUACCAGUAUCAAACCCCCCUGAAUUUCCUUUGGAAAAUGAACCUGUUUACAGUUACAAGAAAGGUAGCCCAGAGAGGGCAGAAUUAGAAAAGGUCUUGAAAGAGAUGUCUAAUGAGUGUGAAGAAGUGCCAUUGGUCAUUGGAAAUGAAGAAAUUAAAACUGACCUAUGUAGAUAUCAAGUUAUGCCACACAAUCAUGAAGCAAAAAUUGCAAAGUACUAUUGGGCAACGCCUGCUUUAAUUAAAAAAGCAAUAGAUGUUGCUGUGAAGGCUCAGCGUGAGUGGGAUAAAUGUCCAAUAGAAAAGCGUUUAGAAAUUUGGUUGAGGGCAGCUGAUCUAAUGGCAAAAAAGUAUAGGCAACAUUUGAAUGUUUCUACAAUGCUUGGUCAGAGUAAAACAGUUAUUCAAGCAGAAAUCGACAGCGCAGCAGAAUUAGUUGACUUCUUUAAGAUGCAUGGAUAUUUUGCUAAAGAGGCCUUAAAAUACCAACCAAUCUCACCUGAUCCUAAAGAGACAUUAAAUUCAAUGAGGUACAGAGGAAUGGAUGGUUUUGUUGCUGCUGUGUCACCAUUUAACUUCACUGCUAUUGGUGGUAAUCUUAGUUAUACGCCAGCUUUAAUGGGUAAUGCAGUUCUUUGGAAACCGUCUGAUACAGCUUUACUUUCUAACUGGUGGAUAUUCAAAAUAUGCAGAGAAGCUGGUGUACCACCAGGUGUAGUUAACUUUGUUCCAUGCGAAGGUCCUGUUUUUGGUGAUACUAUUACUAGUUCACCUUACUUGACCGGAAUUAAUUUUACUGGAUCAGUUCCAACGUUUAAUCGUUUGUGGAUGCAAGUUGGUCAAAAUUUGGGAAAAUAUAAGAAUUAUCCCAAGUUGAUAGGCGAAUGUGGUGGAAAAAAUUAUCAUUUUAUACAUCCGAGCGCUGAUGUAGAAUCAGUUAUCAAUGGAACUAUCAAAAGCGCCUUCGAGUUUAAUGGUCAAAAAUGUUCAGCCUGCAGUAGAAUGUAUGUUCCAGAAUCAUUGUGGUUUAAGAUAAAAGAAGGUCUUUUAUCGAUUCGUGACAAACUGAAGAUUGGUGACGUUAGAGAUUUUACUGUGUUCACUGGAGCAGUCAUAGAUGAAGUUGCAUUUAAGAGAAUUUCUGGUUACAUAGAACAUGCUAAGAAGUCGCCAAAUUUAGAAAUCAUUGGUGGCGGAAAAUAUGAUAAUUCGCAUGGAUACUUCAUUGAUCCAACAAUAGUAGUAACAAAAGAUCCAAAGGAUAAAAUAAUGACGGAAGAAAUAUUCGGUCCGGUAUUAACUAUUUAUGUGUACAAAGAUUCACAGCUUGACGAAACGAUGCAAUUAGUAGAAUCUUCAACACCGUACGCCUUAACCGGAUCAAUAUUUGCACAGGACGAAAAUUGGGCAAGAAGGGCUCUAGAAGAAUUUAAAUACACAGCUGGUAACUUUUAUAUUAAUGACAAAUCGACAGGUUCGAUUGUUGGUCAGCAACCGUUUGGUGGAAGUCGAAUGUCCGGUACAAAUGAUAAAGCUGGCGGUCCUCACUACGUUCUUCGCUGGGCAUCGCCGCAAUCAAUCAAAGAAACCUUUGUUCCUUUACGCGAAUACGAUUACGAAUACAUGAGAUCUUAGGUGUAAGUAUCGUUAACAGUUUGCAGUAAUCGAAUAAUGUAUGUAUUGUACGGUAUCUUCAAGUGCAAACUGACAAACUACUGAUGUUCACGAUCGGUCAGUAAGAAAUAAUGAAAUAUCUUUAUGCAUUUCUUUGCGUGGACUCGUCGGAUUCACAUGUAAGGCGCUAUUUACGAUGUAAGUGAUCCGCGCUUUGUAGAAAUUUAUACUGUAAAGCAUACUGCUUAUACAUGAGGUAACUUAUGAUAAAGAUAGCUGAUCUUGCAAGAGAAAAAACAUUCAAUGAUUGGUAUCGCUUUAUACCAAUUGAACAGUAUUUGUGUUUCAUUGAAUGUAUUUGAUUAGUUUGGUGAUAAAUAGCGUACAAAAGGAGACGAGCAGUUACAGAAACUAAAUAGUAUUUGCGAAGUUACUUUGGGGAUAGUCUCACCAUAAGUUUAUCUUAAUAUAUUUGCUGCCAACAGAUAAAAAAAACUAACGUUUUGCACCAUUCAGCGUUUAGAAACCUAUACUGAUAAGAUCAAUUUUCAGUAUCAUAAUCUUUUAAUAUCUCAGGAAUUACUAUACAUGGUCGCAAACAAAGAGGCAUUUUCUUUUUCGUUUUUUUUUCUUCAGUCGUAUAUUGCAACAAUACACGAAAUUUUAUAAGGAUAAUUAUCCAAGUGCACUAAUGAUCGAGAAAUCUUAACAUCUGCGGUGUGUGUUGAACUUGUGAUGAAUGCGUACUAGCUAGAAAAACCUGUUGUGUUUUUCUGACCUCACUUUUUUAUAUUCUUGUAUAGAUCGUUUACAAUGGCCGAUUGUUACGUUAUAAAUGCGCAAUGUGAAAAAAAGCAUUCAUUUUACUGUGUAAUUUACAAGACAAUAUACAUAGACGCGGGAAUAAGGCACAGUAAAAUGCAGAAGUUACCCUUAAAUUAUGUUGUCACGCCUGAUCGUCGAUCGUUCGGGUAUGUUGUUGUUGAACAGUGUGAUUGAGACAAAGCGUCUUGCAAGUCGAACAGUGAUUAAUAAUUAAAUAUAAAAGUAAUAUGUUAGAUGUUGUGGCUGAUGUUAUAAUGUAAUUUAUUUUAAGUGUACUAUAGCAAUAAAAUACCAUACAAUUAGGUACUUGUAAACACUUCAGUACUAAAA
Osmia lignaria (orchard mason bee) is the source of this 3032-nucleotide messenger RNA. RefSeq names its product delta-1-Pyrroline-5-carboxylate dehydrogenase 1 (gene P5CDh1). Gene Ontology annotation, cellular component: mitochondrial matrix. Gene Ontology annotation, molecular function: L-glutamate gamma-semialdehyde dehydrogenase (NAD+) activity. The record is from RefSeq and is a predicted model, not a curated record. Lineage: Eukaryota; Metazoa; Arthropoda; Insecta; Hymenoptera; Megachilidae.